UAUCUCUCGAGCCACAGCAGGUCAGCCACUGUGUGGAGCACAACUGCGAUGGCUCUCUCAUUUGCUCAAUCUACCUUCUUCGUCUCCACUAGGCCCUCUCUCUUCCUCCGCAGAAAUGGCGGCAGCCUUAAACGAUGUAAUGUUCUCGCCUGUUUCACCAACUAUUCUUCUUCCUUUCCCUAUUCUACUGGUGCUAUGCCUGCAGAUAACAAAGCCCCCGUCCAUCGCCACAGGUGGAGGGCACCCGUCGCCUCAGUUCUUGAGCUUGGUGGCCUCAAGGUUUCCAAGGAUGAAAUAGUGAGGGAUGACCCUACGAACAAUGUCCCAGAUACAAUAUUCUCAAAGCUGGGAAUGCAGCUUCAUAGGAGGGAUCAACAUCCACUUGGUAUCCUGAAGAAUGCAAUCUUUGAUUACUUUGACACGAAUUAUCCAAACAAAUUUGACAAGUUUGAUGAUCUAUGCCCUAUAGUUUCUGUUAAACAGAACUUUGAUGAUGUACUGGUACCUCCUGAUCAUGUUAGCAGGAGCUACAAUGAUACAUAUUACGUGGACUCUCAAACUGUUUUGAGGUGCCACACAAGUGCACAUCAAGCUGAGUUACUGAGCAGGGGUCAUACUCAUUUCCUUGUUACUGGAGAUGUUUACCGUAGAGAUUCUAUUGACUCAACUCACUACCCUGUUUUCCACCAGAUGGAAGGAGUUCGGGUCUUUUCUCCAAAUGAUUGGGAGGGAUCAGGCACUGAUGCCACAUCUUAUGCUGCUGCAGAUCUAAAGAUAUGUCUCGAGGGAUUGGCUCAACAUUUAUUUGGUGGUGUGGAGAUGCGUUGGGUCGACACAUACUUUCCCUUUACCAAUCCAUCAUUCGAAUUAGAGAUAUAUUUUCAGGAAAAGUGGAUGGAAGUAUUAGGUUGUGGGGUAACAGAGCAAGAAAUACUGAAAAGAAGUGGGAGAACCAAUAAUGUUGCUUGGGCUUUUGGACUUGGAUUGGAACGAUUGGCAAUGGUUCUCUUUGAUAUUCCAGAUAUCCGACUUUUCUGGUCUGCAGAUGAGCGUUUUACUUCUCAAUUUUCAAGUGGCCAACUUGGAGUGAAGUUCAAGCCAUUUUCUAAGUAUCCUCCAUGCUACAAAGACAUGAGUUUCUGGAUCAGUGAUUCAUUCACCGAGAACAACCUUUGUGAAGUUGUUAGAGGAAUUGCCGGGGAUCUUGUGGAAGAGGUGCAACUAAUAGACAACUUCACGAAUAAGAAAGGAAUGACCAGUCACUGCUAUAGGAUUGCUUACCGAUCCAUGGAGCGCUCACUCACAGAUGAGGAAAUAAACGAUUUGCAGUGGAAAGUAAGAGAUCAAGUGGAGAGCAAAUUAAAAGUCGUUCUUAGAUGAGUAUUCCUUCCUUAUUUUCCGCUUUUCUUCUCUCUGUACCGGGAAAAUAUAUUAUACCUUUUCUGGACUUGUUUUACCCUGCUAGUUCAUUGCACUUGUAGAUUGUAUAGGGAAAGGAAAACCUUAGUGAAUUUGCUGUCAUUUUUAGUUUUGAAGCCAAUUGUUCUAAUAAUAUGUCAAGAAUGAUGCAAUAACAAGAUCUAUACUUACACUCUUUCUUAUUC
Ipomoea nil (Japanese morning glory) is the source of this 1604-nucleotide messenger RNA. RefSeq names its product phenylalanine--tRNA ligase, chloroplastic/mitochondrial-like. Gene Ontology annotation, molecular function: phenylalanine-tRNA ligase activity; tRNA binding; ATP binding. Gene Ontology annotation, biological process: phenylalanyl-tRNA aminoacylation. Gene Ontology annotation, cellular component: cytoplasm; mitochondrion. The transcript is spliced from 10 exons. Bases 49 to 1380 code for a protein of 443 amino acids. NCBI's taxonomy places the organism in Eukaryota, Viridiplantae, Streptophyta, Magnoliopsida, Solanales, Convolvulaceae. The record is from RefSeq and is a predicted model, not a curated record.